AUGAAAGAUGUCCAACUAUGGACUAUAGUCCAUGCAUCAGUUACGGGCUUCGCUGUAAUACCAAUCAUCUUGGUCGGCAUCCUCACAGUCACCUUGGCAAGACGUCGAGGUGAUCCAGCUCGCCGAGCUUUUGUUUGGUUAAAGGGCUGCUACCCGUUAUUGAUAGUUUCCCUCAGCUGUAUCAUUGCGGCUGAUUCUCUGAAUGCCAUCCUCAACUCCUGGCAAAAUGAUGCGGGAUAUUAUGAUACAACAAGUCACACUCACGACCAAAUCAGCAGCGUAAUAAGAUCCGAGCGAUAUCUCAGUUUCACUGGAAAUUUGUUCGAGCACCUUGUCGACAUUUUAUUUGUCAUCAUUCUUGUCGAGCUGGGCAAUGGCCUAAUGUAUUCGUUGGAUCGACAAUCAUCAAAGUACCAAACCAGGCUACGGUACACCGCCUACGGUACCGCGGUGGUUCUCUUCUCGCUUGCCCUCGCAUACUUUGGCCAUCCGACAGCAUCAUGGGUCGCAUAUUGGAACGGCUCCGAAAGCAACUCAAGCUACGCUCAACUCGCACAGUCCCUGAAGGUUGUGGGCAAACUCGGGGCGGCGUUUUAUAUCCCGUCGUGGAUCAUUUCCAUAUUUCAGAUUGGAUAUGCCUCUUUUGUGAUGCACAAGCACAAGGCUGGUGUGCUCACACGACAUGCGGCAAUCCUCUAUCUCACCAUUACUGUGCUAGAUUUCAUUCGAUGGACGUUCUUCCUCAUCCUCUACGCACAAUGGAUUCUCCCAGCUGGAUCCAGUCCCGCAUGGUGGGAUCUAAUAGACGCCCUCGGCAACACAUGGAUUCGGUUCUCACAACUCGUGAUGCUACUUAUUAUCGGUAUGCGAAGGAAGAAGGGAAUAUGGACGACACAUCAACCCUGGAUGGCAAGCAGCGUAUCAACAAUGGCUUCGACAGUGACGAAUGGCCCGUCUCCAGUCAUGGCACCCGGGGCCGUUUACCAGCACUCACUAUACCCGCACAAAGAAUACUCUCAACCAUCACCGACACAUCCAGCCUGGUAUAUGCCGCAGCAGGUGCCGUCUUGGCAGUACCACGAACUCGCGGCUCCUUCGCCAGUUAUUAUUGCUCCAAGGGAGCUCGAUGCAUCGAUGACGUACCAGUAUGCUCCUCACCCGAUGUUGGGACCGGGGUAUCUGGUAUUACAGUCGUCGGCUCAGAUUCAACAAAAUUAUCAGCAGCAAUUGCAACAACAGCAACAGCAGCAUCAACAACAACAACCACAACCAUCACAUCAUACACCGCGAGACUACCACUCUCUACCUACCAACCACCAACUUCACCAUCAACCUUCAUUUCAACUUCAGCAAUACAAUACACAAUAG
Molecule: messenger RNA, 1368 nt
Organism: Pochonia chlamydosporia 170
Lineage: Eukaryota; Fungi; Ascomycota; Sordariomycetes; Hypocreales; Clavicipitaceae
Exons: 3
Coding region: 1-1368 (455 amino acids)
Source: RefSeq, a predicted model, not a curated record